Messenger RNA from Bipolaris maydis ATCC 48331, 1687 nucleotides. Its product is annotated as heme peroxidase. Gene Ontology annotation, molecular function: heme binding; peroxidase activity. Gene Ontology annotation, biological process: hydrogen peroxide catabolic process; response to reactive oxygen species; cellular response to oxidative stress. NCBI's taxonomy places the organism in Eukaryota, Fungi, Ascomycota, Dothideomycetes, Pleosporales, Pleosporaceae. The record is from RefSeq and is a predicted model, not a curated record.
GCAUCUUUCUUGAGUCUUUCGUUUCCACCCCUCUACAGCAUAAAUCCAAGGACAUCAUGAAGAGCAAUCUCGCAAUUGGUCUUGCGCUCAUUGCGCCCAGUUCCCAGGCAUAUGUCUGGCCCAACCAGUACGACCACAUAGACGACUUGUUAUAUACCCAAUCCGGCUACAUCAGAGAUGGCACUCUUGGCGAUCCGGAGUGGGUACGAACCGCCUUUCACGAUAGUGUGACACACGAUGCGUCUACGAAAACUGGAGGACUGGACGCCUCAAUCCAAUAUGAGCUUGACCGGCCAGAGAACCUUGGCGCUGCACUCAACAACACAUUAUCGGACCUGGCUGGCGCCUACGACAUUCGCACCACGGCAGCAGACCUUCUCGCAUUGUCUCUAGUCAUGUCAGUUGAUCGUUGUGGGGGCAUGCGCGUACCACUGAGGCUGGGCCGGAAAGAUGCGCCAGAGGCCGGCAUCAAGGGAGUACCUGAGCCCUCUACAAGCCUCGAAACUACUCGCAAGCGAUUCGCAACUGCUAGUCUCAGUGAAGUCGACAUGAUCACUUUGAUUGCUUGUGGGCAUAGCAUUGGUGGCGUUCACUCUGUCGACCACCCUGAAAUCGUCUCUGGUCCAGUUAGCCCAGAGAACAAAGCCAGUUUUGACACCACCAAAGGUGUCUUGGACAACCAAGUGGUGGUGGAAUAUCUUAACAACUCCACCGCAAACCCACUGGUCAGCAACACCAACGAUACGUUGAACUCCGAUAAGCGUAUCUUCGCAUCUGAUGACAACAAAACCAUGAGAAAGCUCGCAGAUCCAGCUUAUUUCAAGUCGCAGUGUGAGGAUGUCUUUUCACGCAUGAUAGAUCUUGUCCCGGGAGACGUCACGCUCACCGAGCCCCUGCAGCCAGCAGAAAUCAGGCCAUACAUUGCGAAAUACGAAAUCAACAACGAUGGCGGUGUUGACCUCAGCGCCCACAUUCGUGUCCGUAUCACAGACGGUACUGGUCGUGACCCCGCAUCUCUCACCGCAUCCAUCAUUCCCAUUACGCGCAACGGCACCCUAGGGGAGGAGAUUAAUGCCACGAUGGCCACAAUGGCCGGUGGAACAUCGUCCGGCUACCAGAAUGAGCUAUUUCAGUGGUUCGAUGUCUUUCAAUCGUACAACGCCAGCGACGUUUUUGACUCGUUUAAAAUCCGUGUCAACGGUGAAAUCUACGACAAUGGCGGAACAGGUGGCUACCCUAUCAAUGGCGACGUGUUUUACCAAAGGGCGCAGACGUGCACCACAUUUCCUCCAGGUGGCCUCCCCGACUUCAAGCAGACCUUUGUUGCCGCUGUUUCAAAGAAGUUGUUGGCCAACGGAGCUACCCCACAACUCCGCGUGGUUAAGAAGAAUCUAGUUCAAGGACUUGUUAUUCCUAAGUUGAACCCAGUCGUGCUUCCUAUGGAGCGCACCUCUCAAGAAACAGCUGGAUACGUGUACUACACUGUUACAACGGAUAUGAACGCAGAGAGCGCAACUACUACCUUUGAUAUUUUGGUUGGCGAUUCAAAGGUUGAGUACCUUUCUGCAAGUACCACGAAUACCUGCCAGACUUCAGCAUAAAGAGCUGUUAGAUUUAGACUUUCUUAGAUACCAAAUAACAUAGAUUAAUGCUUAAUAAAUUCAAAAGAUUACCAAGGUUCAAUCCA